Postia placenta MAD-698-R-SB12 is the source of this 2058-nucleotide messenger RNA. RefSeq lists its product as hypothetical. The record is from RefSeq and is a predicted model, not a curated record. NCBI's taxonomy places the organism in Eukaryota, Fungi, Basidiomycota, Agaricomycetes, Polyporales, Adustoporiaceae. Bases 1 to 2058 code for a protein of 685 amino acids. Gene Ontology annotation, biological process: medium-chain fatty acid catabolic process; medium-chain fatty acid biosynthetic process. The transcript has 12 exons. Gene Ontology annotation, molecular function: acetylesterase activity; monoacylglycerol lipase activity.
AUGACAAUCACUCUCGCCCUUGGACUAACUCUAUGCGCCCUAUAUGCGCUGCUCAAGUUGUCUGAUGUGUUCUUUCCGCGAUAUUUCCACGCAAAGCUUUACUAUGCGCCCUCAACUUUUCCUGUACUCGUGAAGAGUCCAAUCAAUACAAAGGAGGACCGUGAAGAAUCCCUGCGACACUUUGUGGAGACGCGAUGUCCCAGCUUGCACAAGGAGUUCCGGCCUGCGUGGUGGUUGUUCAGCGGGCAUCUCCAAACAGGAUACUCAGUUGUAGGGGACUUCUCCAAGGUUGAUAAAGUAGACUACGAAAGGACGACCUUACGAACGCUGGAUGGCGGCACGAUCGGCCUAGACUUUGCACCGCUCGAGCAUGAUCGCAAGCUGAAGGAUGACACGCCUAUCGUCGUGGUAAAACAUGGAUUGACAGGUGGUUCGCACGAGGCGUAUGUCCGCGCCGUCCUCGCACCCGUAUGCGCGCCUGUGGAAGAAGGCGGUCUGGGAUACCGAGCCGUCGUCUGCAACUUCCGCGGAUGUGCCGGCGUGCCAAUUACAAGCCCGCAAUUGUAUUCCGCAGGACACACAGACGACCUGCGUGUAGCAGUCUACUAUCUGAGGAAGAGAUACCCGCGUGCUCCUCUCCUGGGCUUGGGAUUCUCGCUCGGCGCCAACGUCCUGACACGAUAUCUGGCGGAAGAGGGCGAGAACAGUCGCAUCGUCGCUGCAUGCCUUCUUGCCUGCCCGUGGGACCUACUGAAGAACAGUGAAGCUACCGCCUUCAGCCUGGAAGGCAGGUGGUUCCACCGCACGGUCUACUCCAGCGCGCUCGGCACGAACCUGCAGAACAUCGUGCGGCGCCACGCCGCGUCGCUGAGCAAAUUUGCCGACACCACCGUCGCGCAGGCCGUCGCGCCGCUGCUCGCGCUCAAGGGGCCCACGAUGGAGGCGUUCGACAGCACGUUUAACCGGUUCGCAGGCGGGUCGUCCCCGCCGUUCCCCUUCCCGAGCGCGCAGGCGUACUACGUGUGGGCGUCGAGCCACGACAAGCUGGGCGCGGUGCGCGUGCCGCUGCUCGCGCUGAACGCGGAGGACGACCCGAUCGUGCAGGUGCUCCCCGUCGGCGGGGGCGGGAACCCGCGCGUCGUGUUCGCGGUGACGCGGCGCGGCGGGCACCUCGGGUGGUUUGAGGCGGGCGCGCGGGCGGGCGAGGUGCGGCGCUGGUUCAGGGAGCCGGUCGUGGAGUGGCUGCGCGCGGUUGGGGAGGACAUGGUGCUGGGCGAGCGCGCGGGGAGACCGCUGCACGAGGAGGAUGGAUACCUGAAGGAGGAGGGGAGGGAUAAUAUUGGGUGCAUGGAGGUGGAGGUGGGCGGGCGUGUUGUGGGUGUUGAGGGUCAGGAAAGUGUUCUUGCUGGUUUAUCGACUGUGCUGUGGUCCCUGAGAUGGAGAUUCCAGAAUACGGAUGGCAUUCUUGGCACCCGCCAUGUCAUGGUACGAGUUGUCCCAGCCAUAGCAUCUGUGGAGACUCAGGCUUGGAAGUCACAUUCAGUGGCCGACACGAAACACGGCAAACAGGAUAAUGGAAUAUUAUCGGAUGCACGGCGAGACACAGUGACUGCAGAGGCCAUCCUGAUGAUCAAGAGUCAUUCCGUACGUGUGCCAUCCGUCUCUGUGGACCAUCACGCGAAGUGCAAUGCUCGCACUGAAGGAGGCCUUCUGCGGCAGCAGACUGUGUCGUCCAUCAAGUUGAUGACCGGACUGGCCCCAGGAAGAGGCGGUUGGAUGGCGAGCGUUCGCGCGUGCGUCUGCAAUGGACGCGUCGAAGACAGAUCGAAGGUCGUAAGAGGGACACCACGAGGCACGUCCUUGUCGAAGGGAACGUGUCACGACUCACCCACCGAUAACUGGGCUCUGCGGGUGUACGGAACGCUCGAAAAGCGUCUGAGGGUGCUCUUCCGUGUCCCAACCAUGGCAUUAUUAAAUCAAGAAAUUCCACUCGUAGGGAUCCAUUUCAGCCAUGGGAUUCUGCCAGAUAACAUCAAUGAAAGGCACUUCGCGAUGUGA